GUGAAUUAAGCAUAUGCCUCGAGACAAGCCUAUUUCCACAGAAAUUGGUUUUCGCGGAACCAACUCAAAGAUGAUUGGGUUAUCAGACCAAUUCGAAAAAGUCAAAACUCAUCUUCUGCAAAGAUAUACGCGUGUGUAUGGCCUUUAUGGAACGGCAGGCAUUGGGAAGACCACUCUUGCUAUGCAAAUUUAUCAAGAUGAAGAAAUUCAGAGCAAAUUUGAGUGUCGCGCAUGGGUCACUGUAGGCAGAGUGCAUCAACAGAUCAGUCAAAUGUCACGAGGCAUUAUAGCGCAACUCUGUGGAAAUAUACAUGGAGAUGAAGAAAUAGGCGACAGCCCGGAAGAAGUAGGUGACUACUUGAAAAAACAAUUGUAUGGCAAGAAUUCCUUGAUUGUGUUGGAUGAUGUCUGGGAGGUGACAAAUGCAUGGUAUUUCUAUCAUGUACCAUACAUAGAAAUGGGAUGUAUUAAUGUCUUAUUUACUGGCCGGCAUCGAAAAUGGAUUGGAGAUUAUCUGGAAGGUAGUUCGUUGUAUGAGGUGCGGUAUUUAAACGAAGAAGAAAGUAUGGAGCUACUAUGUGAGAAGGUGUUUGGUGAUGAGAUUUGCCCUCCUCAACUUCACAAACUUGUCACCAAGAUUGCCAAGCUUUGUGAAGGCCUCCCUCUCUUGAUAGUCACAGUUGCGGACAUCCUAUCCAAAUCCGAGCAUAACAGAGACCCAGUCUACUGGAAUGAAGUAGCAGAAAGGAGAAAUUCAGUCUUCACGGAUGCAUAUAAUCAAAUAUCAAAGGUACUUUUCCCAAGCUACGACUACUUACCUCAAAGUCUUAAAAUGUCUUUUCUGUUUAUGGGUGUUUUCCCUCUACAUUAUGACACCCCACCUUUCAAGAUAAUCACUAUGUUGACUGCUAAGGGGUUGUGGUGUGAUUGGAAAUGUUUGACGGAUCUAGGUUUCGACUAUAGUCUUGUUUUACGCAACUUCAGGAGUGUCGAUAAAACUUCUUGUGAGUCAACUUAUCGCAAGUAUAAAACUUGUUGGCUUCAUUGUUCAUGGCGGCACGUGUGUAGAGGAGAAGCUAGUAAGCACAAGUUUUAUCGUGUCUUAAAUAAGUUGAUUGAUGCCGGUGAAGAAGUUCUAAAUGGUCAGCGCGGCUUGUGUCUUGAAAAUAACAUUUUAUUUGGCAUCAAAGAGUUUGGCAACUCAGUGAGGUUGAACUGUGCAUCAUUUACACGUUCUAUCCUUUUCUAUGGUCCUUACCACCAAUAUCCAAUCCCUAUAGAUGUUGGUUUCAGGUUGCUAAGAGAAAUAGAUGCUCUUACACAACGUUUCUAUACUUUCCCAGUAGAAAUUCUUUCUCUAGUCCAACUAAAGUACCUUGCUCUAACUUGUAACGGAGAACUCCCUGCAACUAUAUCCAAACUUUUCAACCUUCGAACCUUGAUUAUUCAUCCACAUCUGAAUAUUAGACAUUGUAGAGCUCCAUCAUAUGUACCAAUACAAAUUUGGGAUAUGCAAGACUUAGAGCAUAUUGAGAUAUUGGGAAAGAGCCUUGUAGCUCCAUCUCAUGUUGCUUCAUUGAAAAAUCUCAAAACACUUGUAGGUGUGAAUGCUAGCAUUUGUACUGUAUUGGAACUCUCCAAAAGGAUUCCUAACAUAAGGAAAUUAGGAAUACAGAUCGAGCUAACGCCUUAUGACGACCAUAACAACCUAUUGAGCUGUUUUGAUUGCAUUUCAACACUUGAAUUGGAUAUACUCAAAUUGAGUAUAACAAAUCCUGUGGUCAAGAAAGAUCAUGCUUUCCCGGUAACUCCCGGGUCACUCAAGUUGCCACAUAAUUUGAAAAAGUUACAUUUGAGUGGCAUGGGUUUCCCGUGGGAAUACAUGGAUGUCGUUGGCUCUUUGCCAUUUCUUCAAGCCCUCAACCUGCGAUCCUACGCUUUUCAGGGUUCACAUUGGGCAGCUAAAAGGUAUAGUUUUAGGAAUCUUCGGUUUCUUCUUAUUGAAGAAAGUGAUUUGGUGCAAUGGAAGCCAAGAUACGGAAGCUUCCCGAACCUAACAUACCUGAGCAUGAAACAUUGCUACAAACUAAAAGAGAUCGGCAAGCCUGCUUCUCUGACUCUGUGGUCAAGUGAAAAUCCAACCAGAAUGAUUGAAUUAGAGGACUGCAAUCCUUUAGCAUUGAUUUCGGCCAAACAAUUAAUACCGGAUGAUGGUGUUAUGCCUCAUGUUAUUGUCUCUUCUUCUUAUUAUGAGAAACCGACAACUAUCAAACUUGAAAGGCAAGUCAAGCAUAUGACGAAUCAGGAAAGGCAAGUCAACCGUAUGAAGUAUUAUGGGAGGUCCAAGUCUGAUGUUGAGGAAGAGGAUGAUGAUGGUGAUGUGAAGAAAUUUCCGACCAAGGGGAGGAUAAUGAAGGCAAGGGCAAAGAUGAGGAGAAUGAGAAAGAGAAUGGUGACGAAUAUACGCAUGAUCAUGAGGAAACAGAGGCGAGCGCAAACGUCAAGCAGCAUGUGAGUUCAUUGAGACAUUUUAAAUUUUCAGUAUCAGAUCAGCUAUAAAGAAAGAUUAUGUAAUCCACUUUUGAAUCUGCUGCUACACAGUGCUACACAUGUAAAUCAUGAAUUUUCUCUAAGAAUUCAACAACUUGUGUGGUGA
Salvia hispanica is the source of this 2656-nucleotide messenger RNA. RefSeq names its product putative late blight resistance protein homolog R1A-10. Gene Ontology annotation, molecular function: ADP binding. NCBI's taxonomy places the organism in Eukaryota, Viridiplantae, Streptophyta, Magnoliopsida, Lamiales, Lamiaceae. Gene Ontology annotation, biological process: defense response to other organism. The record is from RefSeq and is a predicted model, not a curated record.